CAGGCGCAGUCGGCCUUCCUUCCCUCGGCUCCCAUCGCAGUGCGCCCGCCGCGGCGGAGUGGAGCGGCGUCUGUCCGCCGCCGUCCUCCGCGUCUCCCGAGCCGGGCACGCGCACCCUGCGGAUCUGCGAGCGCCGCCGAGCGCGGGCGGCGGCCGCGGCGGGUCCGGCAGCUUAGGUUGUCUUAUGAUGAGGCCUCUGCUAUGGCUAACGACCCCUUGGAAGGCUUCCAUGAGGUGAACCUUGCUUCACCUACUUCUCCAGACCUCCUUGGUGUGUGUGACCCGGGAACCCAAGAGCAGACUACCUCCCCGAGCGUCAUCUACCGGCCACACCCUUCGACGUUAUGCACCGCCCCUAUCCAGGCCAACGCCUUAGAUCUUUCUGAUCUUCCCACACAACCCGUGUAUUCAUCCCCGAGGCAUCUAAACUGUGUAGAAAUCUCUAAUAUCAGCAUUCAUGUUCCGGACCCAGCAGCAUCGGUGGCCUCUGUGGUGGCAGCCGGGCUCACGAAGUUAACCCCAAGGAAGGACAGCUGUAAUGCAGAGAGGGAGUUUCUGCAGGGCGCCACUGUCACGGAGGCUUCCACUGGCAAUGAGGACAUCUUUGGAUUGAGCACAGAUAGCCUGUCCCGUUUACGAAGCCCAUCUGUUUUGGAAGUUAGAGAGAAGGGCUACGAAAGGUUAAAAGAAGAACUUGCCAAAGCUCAGAGGGAAUUGAAGUUAAAAGAUGAAGAAUGUGAGAGACUUUCGAAAGUGCGAGAUCAACUUGGGCAGGAGUUGGAAGAACUCACAGCUAGUUUAUUUGAGGAAGCUCACAAGAUGGUGAGAGAGGCUAACGUCAAGCAGGCCACUGCGGAGAAGCAGCUGAGGGAGGCGCAAGGGAAGAUUGAUGUACUGCAGGCUGAGGUGGCCGCGCUGAAGACACUCGUACUGUCCAGUUCUCCAACAUCACCUCAGGAGCCUCCUCUGGCGGCUGCUAAGACCCCCUUUAAAAGGGGGCACACGAGGAACAAAAGCACAAGCAGCGCCAUGGCUGGAAGCCACCAGGACUUCAGUGUGAUCCAGCCAAUCGUCAAGGACUGCAAAGAGGCCGAUUUAUCUCUGUAUAAUGAGUUCAGAUCUUGGAAGGAUGAGCCCACGAUGGACAGAACAUGCCCUUUCCUAGACAAAAUCUAUCAGGAGGAUAUCUUUCCAUGUUUAACAUUCGCAAAAAGUGAGCUGGCCUCGGCUGUCCUGGAGGCCGUGGAGAACAACACUCUAAGCAUCGAGCCAGUGGGCCUGCAGCCCGUCCGCUUCGUGAAGGCGUCCGCUGUCGAGUGCGGAGGGCCAAAAAAAUGUGCUCUCACUGGCCAGAGUAAGUCCUGUAAGCACAGGAUUAAGCUAGGGGACUCCAGCAGCUAUUACUAUAUUUCUCCGUUUUGCAGAUACAGGAUCACUUCUGUAUGUAACUUUUUUACAUACAUUCGGUACAUUCAGCAGGGACUUGUGAAGCAGCAGGACGUCGAUCAGAUGUUUUGGGAAGUUAUGCAGUUGAGAAAGGAGAUGUCGUUGGCAAAGCUGGGAUAUUUCAAAGAGGAACUCUGACACGCUGUGCGGGGCCGUACCUGCUGCUCCUCCCUGGACCACUGAAGGAUGACUGAACAUUUUUAUGGUUACUCAAUAUUUAUUUCUAAGGAGAGGGCAAAGACUUCCCUCCUCUUGCACACUACACUGAGAAGUGCUGUGAUUUCUUUUACACUGACUGAGCUGAACUUGUGUAUCCCAUAAUGGAGCAGACUAUGAAGAAUUGCAGGCCUGCUAGUGAUGGUCACUCAACACUGCAAAUCAAAACCACCAAAUAAACACCAGAUGGAA
Molecule: messenger RNA, 1854 nt
Organism: Apodemus sylvaticus (European woodmouse)
Lineage: Eukaryota; Metazoa; Chordata; Mammalia; Rodentia; Muridae
Gene: Rab3ip
Product: RAB3A interacting protein
Exons: 11
Coding region: 202-1584 (460 amino acids)
Biological process (GO): exocytosis
Cellular component (GO): Golgi to plasma membrane transport vesicle
Molecular function (GO): guanyl-nucleotide exchange factor activity
Source: RefSeq, a predicted model, not a curated record